Molecule: messenger RNA, 1326 nt
Organism: Symbiodinium sp. CCMP2592
Lineage: Eukaryota; Dinophyceae; Suessiales; Symbiodiniaceae
Source: the annotation of a GenBank genome assembly
AUGGCCCUCUCUUGGCGAAACGCAGCCAGGAGUCGAGGUCGGAGGCGUCUCUACGUAAUGCGCCGACUGCGCAAGCGCAGGCAAGACCACAUGGCUUUGCAGCUGUGGAAAUCGCGCAGCUUGUUGUGGCAUUUGCCGUGGGCAUGUCGACGAGUGGAGGACUUGUUGCACUGGAAGGCUUUCUUCACGAAGAUCGUCCACAAGAUUGAACUGCGGCUCCAGGCACCAAGGUGUUCAAGGAGCCGGUCGCUUCCAUGGCAGCCCCAUCCCCGGCAGCCGACUACCCUGCGAACGGAGGAGCAGUGCCGCCUUCUGGCUGAUGGGUUGGACGAGCUGCUCCUGCAGCAGCGCCCAGACGAGGUGCUGUGCACCCGCUUUGGUGCUGAACUGACACGGCGGCAUCUGUCGUGCCUUCUGCCCGACCAGUGGCUCAACGAUGAGGUCGUGAACUGCUACAUGAAGCUUCUACAGGAAUGCAGCGAGGGCCAGGUUUGGUGCGCCAACACCUUCUUCUGGAAUAAGCUGGAGGCUGGCGGUCACGCCGCAGUUCAGCGUUGGACUAGGCGUGCUGCAGUCAAUGUCGCGGAGUUGCGUGCCAUCCUUGUGCCGUUGCACUUGGAAGGCUGCCACUGGUCGCUCGCCAUGGUUCACAUCCCCAGGCGUACCAUUUCGUACUUUGAUUCACUGAGCCUGCCGGUCCCAAACCUCUUGGGGCAGAGGCUCACGGAAUUCAUGGCGGCCGAGGUCGCAUCUUUUCCUGGACGUCGCCUAGAUCUGCAAGUGGACCACUGUUUGCCGCAACAGGAAAAUUCGUCUGACUGCGGCAUUUUCAUGCUGGUUUAUGCUGAGCGUCUGGUCAUGGACCUGCCAAUUGGACUUGACACGUUCCUGUCCGGGAUCGAGGAGAAGCGCCUCGCCAUCGCGCUGGCCAUCCUUGAGGGCAAGCUAAGUCUCACAAGCAGGGAGCGACGGCAGGAAAACACCAGCUGCCCAGGCCCAGCCCCAGCUUCAACGCGCAUUCUGUUUGGCAGCUCCCACAUGGAGCCCCGCCGACAAACCUCCUCUCACCCCUGCACACGGUGGAGGUUGGAAAGUUUGGAUGACUGUGAGUCUGCUGCUGGUAAAGUUGAAUCGAGAUCUCAUGUCUACAUGUGCAGGCGCUUGCAAGCUACUUCUGACAGCACCUGCAAACCCCAGAAACACCACAUGCCUGCCUCAGUCCGGAGUCUUUUCAUGUCGACUGAACUUCUUGCGCAUGCUCAUGGGUUGCUAGACGUUCACAGAACCUACUUGAUCCCACUUGCAGCUGAGCCGCUGCAUCAGUAA